Molecule: messenger RNA, 897 nt
Organism: Saccharomycodes ludwigii
Lineage: Eukaryota; Fungi; Ascomycota; Saccharomycetes; Saccharomycodales; Saccharomycodaceae
Gene: SPS4
Product: Sps4p
Exons: 1
Coding region: 1-897 (298 amino acids)
Source: RefSeq, a predicted model, not a curated record
AUGUUUCACCAAAGGAAAAAAGAAAGUUUUAAAGUUGACAAACACAUUGUUAGUGCCCCUGCGAUUUCCAAGGGCUUAACAAAAUAUAAAACACUUGAUCAUAUCAAUAGUUACCCGCUAGUACAACAAACUAAGGAAGCACUAGGCACUUUAGCAGUAACAAAAAUAUUUGUUGCUAAUAUAAACCCCAUUAUCUCGUCUAAAGCUGUUCACAAAACUUUGGUUGUGAUAGACCCAAUUACAAAAACAGUUGACACUUUAAGUGACAAAACAUUAGUAACAUUGGAAAAAAUAAUUCCCUCUUUAAAAACUAAAACCUAUCAAAAGUUAGGUGAUGAAGUCAUGGCCCCUUGUAAAUUUAUUACCGGUACUUCUAGUAAAGUUACCAUUGAAGUUUUAGAUUUCACUGAAACUAAAGUGUAUGAACCUUGUAAUAGACAAGUUUUAAAAUUUAGACACUUUUACAACGAAAAAGUGUACGAUACACAUGGUAGACCACUAGUAAGGGGUGCUUUGGAUCCAAUUGUUGCCCCAUGCAACAAGAACUUAGAAAGAUUGACCAAAAAUUACUUACCAAAGGGCAAAGAAGUCCCAACUGAUGGUUUUACAAAUGAACUAACGAGAUCGGCUUUUUUGAUUUUCAAUAUUUUUGAAAGACUGCUGCCUGUUGUUGGAAAAAAAGUUCAAGACAUCGUUGUUGCUCCAUGCAAGUACACUCUGCACGUCAAUGAUGUUUUUAAUAAAAAUUUAGAAAAGCAGCUGAGUUUAUCUAUUGUUGAUUCCUUUAAAGCCACUAAAUGCACCGUGAUUGAUUUGGAAAAGGAGUGCAUCCAGUUAAUGAAAGAAAAAAACCCACUAAAAAAGCCCAAGAGUGAACGUGGGAUAGUUGUUAAUUAG